AUGCUAGGCCUGGCAUCAGGAAGAUAUGGAGGCCGACUGAGAUGCCCAGACGUGAAGUGCCACGGAUUCACAUUCUUGCGGUUGGACUGCCACCUGGUCAACGUGCACAACAUGGCAAAGGAGGCGAGGACGGCUGUAUUGCUGAGCCAGCGAAAGGUUGCAGUGAAUGAAAGGCUUCUAAAAAUCAAAAUUGAAAAAAAAGAAAUACAGCUGAUUCAGCAAUUGCUGCUGUCCAUCGGCGAGGAACUCCAUGAAGCUGGGAAAGAGGAGGCAGGUCCUUCUGUCCGUGGAGAAGCUGCCUCUGUAGCUACACCACAACCACCUCAGGUAGCCGGGUCACCACCGACUGCUGGCUCUCCCUCACCUGCUGGCUGUCCGCCACCAUACCCGAGUGAGGGCUGCAGCAGUCGGUUGGCUCAGGUUUACCCCCAGGAUGAUCUGGAACUGGGAUUUGAUGCUUCUGAACGCCGAGUCCAUGGCGUCUUGUGGGAUGUGCCCUCCAUUUUCAUAGGCUGCCUGUGUCUUCACAUAAAUGGCCCUGCAACUCAACAACUACAGUCCCGGAGGAGAUUGGACGCUGAAGAGAGGAGUAGACGCGGCAAACAACUUGUUCUCAUUAUACUUUGGAUCGCUGAGACAGCUACGCCAAUAGACCGCAGCAUCUCUGGGAUUUUCACUGUGUGACUGAUGGCACAGAACGCAGGCUCCUGCUGGGAAUGGCUUCUGGAAG
Perca flavescens (yellow perch) is the source of this 730-nucleotide messenger RNA. RefSeq lists its product as uncharacterized. The record is from RefSeq and is a predicted model, not a curated record. Lineage: Eukaryota; Metazoa; Chordata; Actinopteri; Perciformes; Percidae. The transcript is spliced from 7 exons. Bases 1 to 684 code for a protein of 227 amino acids.